Molecule: messenger RNA, 1235 nt
Organism: Glossina fuscipes
Lineage: Eukaryota; Metazoa; Arthropoda; Insecta; Diptera; Glossinidae
Product: E3 ubiquitin-protein ligase TRAIP-like
Exons: 2
Source: RefSeq, a predicted model, not a curated record
UUAUUAAAAACUCUGCCGCAUUUGAGAUUUGAACCCACGACCAAUGAGUUGCUAGUCGCGACUCUUGCCUGCUCGGCCACUCAGGCGGAUAGUCAAUGAAAUUAAUUUAAUUUGAUUGCUUGAAAUCCACGAACAGUCUCUCACUUUUGGUGUUUUCAAUUGUAUUUUUGUAUCGUAUCUUCGGAGUUAAUUGCCAUACAUAGAGAGUUUCGAUAAGUUUAAUAAAUUUUUUAUUAUCUGAUAGUACCAAUCGUACCACUCCGACCUUUUUUUUUAAAUAAAUAGUUUUCAUCGAAAUUAAUUAUUUAAAUAUCUUUGUAAUUGUUUUAGCCUUUGUUUUGAAACGUGGCUUCUCUAUCCUGACCACAAAAUAAUAUUUAUUUGAAAUGAGUAAACCCUUGCAUAGACGACGUUGUUCUGAAAUUUAAAAAAAGUAGUUGAGCGGUUGUUAGUUCAUUUCAAUAAUUUUCUAAGCUUUCUAAGCAUAUUGAGGCGCGAAUUUUGUGAAAAGAGAUAAUUGCGCUAACAGUUCGCUUAUUUUAUUUGAAUUAUAUUGAUUGUUAGAUUGAUUGUUUGGUUGUUCGGACGCCGUCAGAUAUGUCGCCAGCAUCUAAUAUUUUGUGUGUGAUCUGUACCGAAAAUUUCGAAGCAUCGGACACGAUCUACAACACCAGCUGCGGCCACGUAUUCCAUGAGAAUUGCAUUAAACAUUGGCGUGGAAGAUCUACCGAAUGUCCGGUGUGCCGUGCUCGCUAUGCGAAUAUGCAAAAACUAUUCCUCAAUUUCGAUGAGAAUGCAGGCAGUGCAUCGGCGAUGGACGAAUUGCAAACUAAACUGGAAAGUUGUGAAAGCAACAUGGAUAAACUAUACAAGCAACUAAAUGAUGGGGAAGUUAAUUUUAUGCGACUACAGGGGCAGUACACCUUAGCUCUUGAAGAUAUUAAUCUCUUAAAUGGCCAGCUCUCUAAACGCAAUGACAGUGAGAAUAAUUUCAUGGCCUUACAAAAGCAAUAUACCGAAGCCGAGGAUAUUAUCAAAAAUUUGAAAGACAAAAACCAAUAUUUGUUGUUGCAAUGUGAAGAAAAAAACAAAGAAAUUCAACUAAAGACUUUAGAAAUUUCUACUCUUAAAGAUACUAUGGGGUGUAUGGAGACGUCAGUAGGUGGAUCGGAUUCGAUAUUAAAGCAACAAUUAAAAAUUAUGGAACAAAAGUUGAGGCACAUCACCGGAGAAUU